GCGGCCUCGGGGAUCUCGCAGGAGGAGGUGGCGGAGGAGGAGGAGGAGGAGGAAGAGGAGGCAGAGAGGAGCGCCCUGGGUGGGGAAGCGUCGCGGAGAGAGCUGAGGGGGCGCACUGCAGAGGGACCGAAUUCCAGGUGAUGACUGGAAAAGAUCAUGUCUGAAGUGCAGGGAACUGUUGAGUUUUCGGUAGAGCUGCACAAAUUCCACAACGUGGAUCUCUUCCAGAGAGGCUAUUACCAAGUGCGUGUGUCCCUGAAACUCCCGGCCAAGAUUCCGCACAGGCUGGUGGCCUCCGUUGGGGGGCAGACAGAGGACUCUGGGACGAGUUCUGCCUGUGUCCACGAGAGCAGUGUGCACAGCAGGAUCUUUCAAAUCCUGUACCGGAACGAAGAAAUUGAGGUCAAUGAGACAAUGCACUUCAAAGCCUACCUGCUUUUGGAUGGAGAGAGGGUGGAGGAGGUGCUCAGCGAAGUGGACUUUCAGCUCAAACUGGACCUGCACUUCACCGACAGCGAGCACCAGCUGAGGGAAGGCGUGGGGGUCCCGGCCAUCAGCAGCCGUACGCUGGGUCUCCACCUGCACCCCAGGAGGGGUCUGCACCACUACGUUCCAAUCAUGUUCGACUAUUUCCACCUGUCGCUGGUCUCGCUCACAGUGCACGCCUCGCUGGUGGCCUUGUGCCAGCCCCUGAUCAGCUUCACCCGGCCCGGGAAGGGGUCAUGGCUGGGAAAGGGCAGCACAGAGGUGGGACCAGAGCAGUCUGGCAUGUCCUUGGAGAGCCUGGUGUUCGGCGCUGGAUACUGCAAGCCUGCAGCUUCUGAGGGUAGUUUUUAUGUUCCCUCUGAGCACUGCUUGCAGCAUGCCUAUGAGUGGCAUAGGGGCCUGUGCCGCCUGCUGCUGGGCGCCCACAAGGGGCUGCAGUCCUACUUCUCCGGUGUCAUGAAGGCUGUUCCUGCCUUAGUGCAAAGCCCACUGGAGGAGAUUUCCGUUGAAGAGACAUUAUCACAACUUUGUGCGGAGAUACAGCGGGUGAAUGAUCCAGAGAGGCUGGCUGAGCAGAUUGGUAAAGACCUGGCCUGGCUCUGUUCCCGCCUGCUGGCGCUGUGGACCCAGCUUCUGGCCGCGGUGUCCCUGCAGCCGGCCGUCACGGCCCACCUCACACAGGAGCACCACACCCUGCGGGUGAGAAGAUUUUCGGAAGCUUUCUUCUACACAGAACAUGAAAAGCUGGCAGCCCUAACCUUCCAGGAAAGCCUGAUCCAGAGUCAAAGCCAGGUUUCCAUGGAUUUACGCAGCUCGGAGUAUCUGACCAGCAUGCCUCCUCUGCCGGUGGAGUGUCUGGACAUCGAUGGAGACUGGAAUACGCUGCCGGUCAUCUUUGAGGACAGAUAUGUGGACUGCCCCCAGAGAGUUCCGACCCUGGAUGUGCUCCCUAGAAUCAAUGAUCCAGUCACGAAGGAUGAGAGACAAGUGAGCCACAUAGCCAGUCAAGCUGAGGAACUGGCAAUUGGUACCCAGACACCCGGCAGAGUGGACUUCAGAGGAGAGCCAACGAGAGCUCUUGGCCAGGGAGAGGAGGGCAGGAUGCUGGCUGACCAGCCCCAUAUCUUCAAGGACACAGAUGUGCAGGGGUUCACUGUUAAGGACUUGGACCAGCGCACAGACCCUCAGGCUCACCAGAUGAUCUCCGAGAUGCAGUCGGCUGGAGAAAGUCCUGCCAGGCCCAGCCCUGAGCUGGUCAGCAUGGGCAGGAGCCCGGAGGAGGAGCCUGCCAGCCAGGGUGGCAGCUGGGGUAUGACACUGAGGCUGGCCAACGGGAGGGCUGCCCCAGGCAAGGGUCAGCCUGAGGGGGAGCCUCUCCUCAUCGUCAGUGCUUUGACUGAGGGUGAGGCCUCUGGUAAUCACAGUACAGUGACCGGGGCUGGCCGAGUGGCCACAGAGGAAGCCCGCAACCCUGCCGGGCUGUGGCUCUGUGAAUCGGGCCCCCUGACACCGCCUGUAGGGCUGCAUGAACAGGUGGCUCCACUAGCACCAACGUCACUGGACCAGCCAGCCCCGCUGGCCCCAAAAGACUUGGUGGAAGUGGAGUCUCUCCACCAGGACCGGCUCAGUGCCAACCGGGAAGAAUUCUCUCUGCCAUCCAGCAACAUCAAGAGGUCAUCCUCACUGAUCUCGGACUCAGGCAUCGAGAGCGAACCCAGUUCAGCGGCCUGGUCUGACGCCCGCAGCCAGAUGCUUGGGACACCUGGGGACCGGGAGACUCUGCCUCAGCUGGCACGGAGACAUGGGGUCCACAGGAACUCCUUGGAGGGAGCAUGCACAGACAGCAAUGUCAGCCUGCCUAGUGGCACCCAGGCUUCACUCACCUCCAUCAGCUCACUGCCCUUUGAGGAAGAGGAGCGGGAUGUGGCCGUGGCCAAGCUGACCAAGUCGGUCUCGGCCCCGCAGAUCAGCAGCCCCGAGGAGCCGGGGGAGGACCCUGAAGAGACCGAGAAUGGUGAAGAGACCCCAGGGGCCCCUGCAGUCUGGCAGCAGGGGGAGGCUGGCAGGACCGGCCUCCCUUGUGGCCCUGCCCACCUCCCAGCCACCUGGACAGGUGCAAACUCUGAAAUGGCUGACCACCAAGGGGAUUUGGAUCCUGAUGACCCUCAGAGUGGUGGUCCCAUCAACACCUUACAAGUCAGAGGCCUCCGGUGUCCCCCGGCGGGGCCCGAUCACUCAGACUGGGCAGAGUCAGCGGCCCAUCGAGCCUGCAUCGUGGGACCUGGGGCUCAGGGGCUCAGUCUGGAAGCCCUGAACACAAGCAGUUGGUCGGGUUUUGAGGCCGGCCAGCCAGGGGAUCGUGGCCAGGAUCCCGAACUCGGCAUGGCCGACACGGUGGAUUUCUCCCACUGGGAUGGCCAAAUGUCCAGCGAGGACCCCACAGAGGAUACAGCUAUUGAGGGGACACCCACUCGGGAAAUGGGGGACAGUUUGUCUCUCAGUGGCCUGUCAGGGACAGGGGAGGGGGUUGGAGCCUUACAGGAAAUUGAACUUGGUGAAAGCCCUGGGGCUGAUGAGGCACUAGCCCUCCCUGAUACGGAUUCUCAAGACCACUUGGCAGCAGCCCAUCCUGGUCCAGAUUGCCAAGACCCCAAACAUCCCUCCAAUAGCAAUGGCAUCCACUGUGCCCCUGGGGAGACUCUGACCCCAGGUGGCCGGCGGGCCCCAGAAGUGGCUAAUCUGUCUCUGUCUUGCACAGCCACGUGUCUCCCUUUCUCCUCUACACUCACAGAGGCCCCGGCUGCGGCCGGCUUUGUAGCCAAACAGGCGCCAUUCCCAAUUACCCACCAGCCUCUGGGCUCUUUUGGAGCCAUCUCUUGCAAUGCCAGCAGCCAGGCCGAAGACAUCAACGAGAGGAUGUGUAGUUUCUAUCAGGCCAAAGAGAAAUUUAAAACCGAACUGAAGAUUGAAGGUUCUCUGUACAGUGACUUAUCUGUACUAGCCUCUGAUAUACCAUAUUUUCCACCAGAGGAAGAGGAAGAGAAUUUGGAAGAGGGCAUUCAUCUGGUUGUCUGUGUCCAUGGGCUGGAUGGAAAUAGCUCUGACCUCCGGCUGGUGAAGACGUUCAUCGAGUUGGGACUCCCGGGGGGCAAGCUGGACUUCUUGAUGUCAGAGAGGAACCAGACGGACACUUUUUCUGACUUUGACACGAUGACGGACAGAUUGCUGGAUGAGAUCAUCCAGCACAUUCAGCUGUACAGUCUCUCCAUAUCCAGGAUCAGUUUCAUCGGUCACUCCCUCGGUAACAUCAUCGUCAGAUCUGUUCUCACAAGGCCUCGCUUCCGGUGUUACCUCAGCAAGCUGCACACCUUCCUGUCUUUGUCUGGACCCCACCUGGGAACCCUGUUCAACAACAGCACUCUGGUUAGUACAGGAUUGUGGCUUAUGCAGAAGCUGAAGAAAUCCGGGUCCUUGUUACAAUUGACCUUCCGGGACCACACGGACUUGCGCAAAUGCUUCUUGUACCAACUGAGCCAGAAAACAGGUCUCCAGUAUUUUAAAAAUGUUGUGCUGGUCGCGUCUCCUCAGGACCGCUAUGUGCCAUUCCACUCAGCGAGGAUUGAGAUGUGCAGGACAGCCCUGAGGGACAGGCAUACCGGACCAGUCUACGCGGAGAUGAUCCAUAACCUGCUGCAGCCCCUGGUGGAGGCCAAGGACUGCACACUGGUGCGGCUCACCGUGUUCCACUCCCUGCCCAGCACCGCCAACACCCUGAUCGGCCGUGCCGCCCACAUCGCUGUCCUCGAUUCCGAGCUCUUCCUGGAGAAGUUCUUCCUGGUGGCUGGGCUCAACUACUUCAAGUAGCGGUGGAACAGC
Molecule: messenger RNA, 4362 nt
Organism: Tachyglossus aculeatus (Australian echidna)
Lineage: Eukaryota; Metazoa; Chordata; Mammalia; Monotremata; Tachyglossidae
Gene: FAM135B
Product: family with sequence similarity 135 member B
Exons: 20
Coding region: 157-4350 (1397 amino acids)
Source: RefSeq, a predicted model, not a curated record